AUACUCCUCUGGUCCUCGUUCUCUGCCUGCACAAGAAGGAGAGUAGGCGCUCCUCUCUCUCUCUCUCUCUCUCUAGAACAGAGGCUUCUCCUUCCUUGACAAACCACAUUGAAACCUAUCUCAGGCCCUAGAAAGCCUCUACACUCUAUUCCUGAGGUCUGUUCUCUAAUGUGACCUCCUUCUCUUUCUCUCAGGUCCCUGCUUUUGCUUUUAGCAAAAAUGGGUUCUCUUUAGAUCCUUGAGAUCUUCAACAGGAAUAUUAUAACGCCGUCUGUUCUUUUCCUCUUUCUCUGGCUCUGUUUUGGUGAGCGAGGAGAGUCCUACUUUGUGGGGUUUCUUUCCUGGUUCGUUUUGACAUGAGAUCACUGGAGGUUUAGGCUUCUGUAGAGGCGAGCGGAAGGGGAGGUUGUCGACUUGGAAAGAUGAGUAUCCGCAUGGAUACUAGUUGCGGGGUCUUGCUAAGAGAACUCCAGCAUAUAUGGGAUGAGAUGGGUGAAAGUGAGGCAGAGAAGGACCAAAUGUUGGUGGAACUGGAGAGGGAAUGUUUGGAAGUGUACAGGAGGAAGGUGGCCGAGGCAAGCAAUGCUAAGGCAAGACUGCACCAGUCCCUAGCAGCUAAAGAGGCUGAACUUGCAGCACUUGUGGCAGCGGUUGGAGAUCUCGACCUUCAUUCCCUGCCAGAGAGAAGGCCAUCUUCAUUGAAGGAGCAACUUGCAUUGGUGACACCUUUACUAGAAGAUUUGCGGAUGAAAAGAGAAGAGCGUGUCAAACAAUUUGGUGAUAUAAAAGCACAGAUUGAAAAAAUUAGUGGAGAGUUGUCUGGAUAUACAGACUUGAAUGAUAAAAAUGCAGUUACUGUGGAUGAACAUGAUUUAUCAUUAAGGAAGCUGAACGAGUACCAAUUACAUCUUCAAUCUUUGCAGAAGGAGAAGUCAGAUCGUCUUCAUAGGGUUCUUGAAUCUGUGAAUGAGGUACAUUGUCUUUGUGCUCUACUUGGAGUAGACUUUGGAGAGACUGUCAGUGAAGUGCACCCAAGCCUACAUGAGGCGGGAAAUACGCAAUGCAAGAACAUCAGCAAUGACACAUUGGUUGGUCUUGCUCAAUCUAUUGAGAAGCUAAAGAUGGAAAAGAAAGCACGUAUUCAGAAGUUGAAAGACAUUGCAUCGUCUCUCUUUGAACUGUGGAACUUGAUGGAUACACCUGAGGAGGAAAUGAUGCCUUUUGGUAGGACCACUGACAUCCUUGGGUCAUCAGAAAGUGAUAUCAAAGAUCCUGGCAUUCUUUCGAGUGAGAUAAUUAAGCAGGCAUCAGAAGAAGUUGAAAGACUAAGUAAACUGAAAGCAAGUAGAAUGAAAGAAUUGGUCCUCAAGAGAAGGUUAGAACUUGAAGAAAUAUGCAGGAAGGCACAUCUUGAGCCAGAUAUGAGCACAGCUCCUGAGAAAUCAAUUGCCUUGAUAGAUUCUGGUAUAGUGGACCCUUCUGAACUACUUGCAAAUAUUGAGGCCCAGAUUGUAAAAGCAAAAGAAGAAGCAUUGAGCAGGAAAGAAAUAAUGGACAGGAUUGACAAAUGGCUUGCAGCCUGUGAAGAAGAAAAAUGGCUUGAAGAUUACAAUCAAGAUGAGAAUAGGUACAGUGCAGGGAGAGGUGCCCAUUUAAGUCUUAAACGUGCUGAGAAAGCUAGAAUAAGUGUAACAAAGAUUCCUGCUAUGGUGGAUAAUUUGAUGCAUCGCACACGUGCAUGGAAAGAAGAAAGGGAUGAAUAUUUUCUGUUUGAUGGGGUUCGUUUGGCAUCUAUCUUGGAGGAUUAUGUCAUCACCAGACAACAGAAAGAGGAAGAACGGAAGCGAUAUCGGGAUCAGAAGAAAAUACAGGACCUCCUCCUUACAGAGAAGGAAGCCAUUUAUGGGUCCAAGCCUAGCCCAAAAAGGACUAAUGGCUCCAAGUCAAAUGGUAUUCGUGCACAUGGGUCCUCGACCCCUACUCCUCGCCGCUUGUCUGUUGGUAGUGCUGCCUCAGAGAUGAUGACCCCACGUUCACUCUCUGGUCGCCAGAAUGGGCUCUUCAGAGAACCACGGAGAAUGACAGCCACACCUUUGAAUUUUGUAGCACUGAUGAAGGAAGACACAAUGUCAGUGUCAUCGAUGUGUGCUUCUGAAUCAGUGUCACCUCCUUCCACUUGUAGUUGAUUAUUCGCAGAUUAGGACAAGGAAAUGAGGAUUGCUACUAGUGGCAGUUUAAUUUCGUUUUGAGUUGAUCAUUCAGAUUUUGUGCUGCAGAAUGUAAACUAUGUUCAACGGAAUCUGUAUUCUAGAAUGCUGGUAAUUAACGUGAUCAGAGGAAGUCUAAGGAAUCAGUUGAAAGCUGGAAGUCUACAAAUAGCGCUAGACACACUAACUUAGAGUUAUUCAGUAGAAUAUGCGGGCGCUGCUAAUAUGCUUACCCUAUAUUAACCUGAUGUUGGUUGAGUAUGAUUUGCUGUAGUCUUGUGAAUUUGAAAGGAACUAACUGCAUUUUAUUCUCUAUGACCGAUGUGUAAAUAUCCUUUGAAUUGGAAUUUGCCAGUGUGUGUAUGCUUCAACUGUUUGUUGUUGAUGUAAACUUCUUUGAUAAUUAAAGCUUUUCAUGUUAUUGCUCCA
Messenger RNA from Nymphaea colorata (pocket water lily), 2636 nucleotides. RefSeq names its product 65-kDa microtubule-associated protein 6-like. Gene Ontology annotation, cellular component: spindle; cytoplasm. The record is from RefSeq and is a predicted model, not a curated record. Gene Ontology annotation, biological process: microtubule cytoskeleton organization. NCBI's taxonomy places the organism in Eukaryota, Viridiplantae, Streptophyta, Magnoliopsida, Nymphaeales, Nymphaeaceae. Bases 423 to 2186 code for a protein of 587 amino acids. Gene Ontology annotation, molecular function: microtubule binding. The transcript is spliced from 14 exons.